Branchiostoma belcheri (Belcher's lancelet) is the source of this 501-nucleotide messenger RNA. RefSeq lists its product as uncharacterized. Gene Ontology annotation, molecular function: signaling receptor binding. The record is from RefSeq and is a predicted model, not a curated record. Gene Ontology annotation, cellular component: endomembrane system. The transcript is spliced from 4 exons. The coding region runs from base 1 to 501 and encodes 166 amino acids. Lineage: Eukaryota; Metazoa; Chordata; Leptocardii; Amphioxiformes; Branchiostomatidae.
AUGGGAAGAAAGCUGCGACACGUGCUGAUUUUCCUUCUCAUCAUCCUGAAGGAGCCCAGCAUGCCGGAUUCAUUAGAUAACUGCAAAUUUGAAACAUUAGCUGAUUACGACUGUAAACCAUCAUCACAGCACUGCAGAAAGGGCCUCACCAGUAUCCCUCAGAAACUCCCAACUUCCAUUUCUUUGUUAGAUUUAAGGUUGUGCCUAUUUGUCCUGAUUGGCGCCAUCAUUCUUACAGUGUGGUACAAGAUAAAAAGCAGGCGUCCUUCUUCAGGGUUAAAUCCCAAUGUUGUUGGUGGUAAUACAAACACAGCAGUUACUGUAUCGGUCAGUAACGAUGAUCAUGAGGAUACUGAUAAACUAGGUGUUCAAAAUGGGCAGGGCCAGGCUAACAUUCAAUCUCAGAACGUUGGAAAUCUAUCCCAUAACCAAGUGCUAGCUGCCUUAAAGCCAAAUCCUAUGUAUGCAGGUACAGGUAACGCAGCAGUUUCUAAUCUGUAA